Messenger RNA from Micropterus dolomieu (smallmouth bass), 1654 nucleotides. It is a transcript of the gene eef1g, whose product is annotated as eukaryotic translation elongation factor 1 gamma. The transcript has 11 exons. Gene Ontology annotation, molecular function: translation elongation factor activity. The coding region runs from base 16 to 1449 and encodes 477 amino acids. Gene Ontology annotation, biological process: translational elongation. Gene Ontology annotation, cellular component: nucleus; cytoplasm. Lineage: Eukaryota; Metazoa; Chordata; Actinopteri; Centrarchiformes; Centrarchidae. The record is from RefSeq and is a predicted model, not a curated record.
UCUCUCGUCCUGAAGAUGGCGGCAGGGACUCUGUACACGUACCCAGAGAACUGGCGGGCCUUCAAGGCCCAGAUUGCAGCCCAGUAUAGUGGGGCUCACCUCAAAGUUGCCAGCAACUCCCCUGCCUUCACCUUCGGGCAGACGAACCGUACUCCUGCCUUCCUCAACAACUUCCCCCUGGGCAAGGUACCCGCCUACCAGGGAGAUGACGGCUUCUGUCUGUUUGAGAGUAAUGCCAUUGCUCACUACUUGAGCAAUGAUGCCCUGCGUGGUGCCACUCCCCAGGCCGCAGCCCAGGUGCUGCAGUGGGUGAGCUUCUCUGACUCAGAGAUCGUCCCUCCAGCCAGCGCAUGGGUCUUCCCCACUCUGGGAAUCAUGCAGUUCAACAAACAGGCCACAGAGCAGGCCAAGGAGGACGUGAAGAGGGUCCUCGCAGUGCUGAACCAACACCUGAACACUCGUACCUUCCUGGUGGGAGAGAGGGUCAGCCUCGCAGACAUUACUGUGGCCUGCUCCAUGCUCUGGCUCUACAAACAGGUCCUUGAGCCGUCUUUCCGUCAGCCUUACACCAACGUCACUCGCUGGUUUGUCACCUGUGUCAACCAGCCAGAGUUCAAGGCUGUCCUUGGAGAGGUCAAGCUGUGUGAAAAGAUGGCCCAGUUUGAUGCCAAGAAGUUUGCUGAGCUGCAGCCCAAGAAAGAGACUCCUCCUAAGAAAGAGAAGGGAGGAAAAGAGGCAGCCAAGCCCCAGGAGAAGAAGAAAAAGGAAGACAAAAAGGAGGAGAAAAAGCCCGCACCAGAAGAGGAGAUGGAUGAUUGUGAUGCGGUUUUGGCUGCUGAGCCCAAAGCCAAGGACCCCUUUGCACACCUGCCAAAGAGCCCAUUUGUCAUGGAUGAGUUCAAGAGAAAGUAUUCCAACGAGGACACCAUGAAAGUAGCCCUUCCCCACUUCUGGGAGCACUUCGACCGAGAGGGUUACUCAAUCUGGUACUGCCAGUACAAAUACCCUGAGGAGCUUACACUUACCUUCAAGAGCUGCAACCUUAUCACAGGUAUGUUCCAGCGCCUGGACAAACUCAGAAAGAAUGCCUUCGCCAGUGUCAUCUUGUUUGGCACCAACAAUGACAGCAGCAUCUCUGGCAUCUGGGUCUUCAGAGGCCAGGACCUGGCCUUCACUUGGACGGUAGUCCCCUGUCAUUGGGCAAGGCAGUGUCCAGUCAUGGCACCAAGUCUUAAUCUGACUGGGGAAGAGGAACUUGAGACCAUAUUCAUCCCAGUCAUCUCUGUUUCACUGUCUCCAGACUGGCAGAUCGACUAUGAAUCAUAUGACUGGCGCAAGCUGGAUGUUGACAGCGAGGAGUGCAAGACCAUGGUAAAGGAGUACUUUGCCUGGGAGGGAGACUUCAAGCAUGUGGGUAAAGCCUUCAACCAGGGCAAGAUCUUCAAGUGAGAGGACACUGGAACAGUCUGGAUGAAAGCACUGCGCUUCUGCUCUCCAGCACUUAAAACCUAUGGACUUUCAGCCACAACGUGCUUACUUUCCUGCAAGAAUGAGUGUUUUGAAGACAAGUGAAUUUUGUCUGUGGCCCCAAACUGGUUUUUUGUUUUGACCUGCGAAAUAAAGCAUUUUCCACGAUGCCAUCUAUGGGAUUUGA